GGCAGCAGAAGAGGUGCUGCGCUCGCCAGCUCAACUUCUCCGCACUGUUCAGCAGACAAACAGCGCCAGAACCGCCUCCUUCAGCCUCGAGCCUGGACGCUCCUCUUCCUCCUCCGACUGAAAGUCACUUUCGCUUUGUGUUGGGACGCUGAGGGUGAGGAAGAAGCAGCCGCAGAAGAAAGACUGACUUCUUCUUCCUUCGCUCAGAUUUUCCUCUCCCUCCCUCAGCAUGGCUUCAACUACCUGUACCAGGUUCACCGACGAGUAUCAGCUCUUUGAAGAACUGGGAAAAGGGGCCUUCUCAGUGGUCAGAAGAUGUAUGAAAAUCUCCACCGGUCAGGAGUAUGCUGCCAAAAUCAUCAACACCAAGAAGCUGUCUGCCAGGGAUCACCAGAAGUUAGAGCGAGAGGCGCGCAUUUGUCGUCUGCUGAAGCAUCCCAACAUUGUAAGGCUCCACGACAGUAUAUCUGAGGAGGGAUUCCACUACCUCGUCUUUGAUUUAGUCACAGGAGGUGAACUGUUUGAAGAUAUUGUUGCCAGAGAAUACUACAGUGAAGCUGAUGCCAGUCAUUGCAUACAGCAGAUUCUAGAGAGUGUAAAUCAUUGUCAUCUAAAUGGCAUUGUCCAUCGAGACUUGAAGCCAGAGAAUCUGCUUUUAGCCAGCAAACUCAAAGGUGCUGCAGUGAAACUGGCUGACUUUGGCUUGGCCAUUGAGGUGCAGGGAGACCAGCAAGCAUGGUUCGGUUUUGCUGGAACUCCUGGUUAUUUGUCUCCUGAGGUGUUAAGGAAGGAACCCUAUGGGAAGCCGGUUGACAUGUGGGCCUGCGGUGUGAUUCUGUACAUCCUGCUCGUGGGUUACCCUCCUUUCUGGGACGAGGACCAACACAGGCUCUACCAGCAGAUUAAAGCUGGUGCCUAUGAUUUUCCUUCUCCUGAGUGGGACACAGUGACCCCAGAGGCCAAAGACCUAAUCAAUAAGAUGCUGACCAUUAACCCCGCCAAACGCAUCACUGCCGCAGAGGCCCUCAAACACCCUUGGAUCUGUCAACGCUCCACGGUGGCGUCCAUGAUGCACAGACAGGAGACUGUGGAGUGCUUGAAGAAGUUCAAUGCAAGGAGAAAACUUAAGGGUGCUAUCCUGACCACCAUGCUGGCCACAAAGACCUUCACAAGCAAGAAUCCAUACAAGAAGCCUGAUGGCGUUAAGAUCAACAACAAAGCCAACGUAGUCACCAGCCCCAAAGAGCCCGUCCCCUCUCCUGCUCUGGAGCCUCAAACUACCGUUAUCCACAAUCCAACUGAUGGAAACAAGGUAGAAUCCUCAGAGAGUGCCAACACCACCAUAGAAGAUGAGGAUGUGAAAGCACGGAAGCAGGAGAUUAUCAAAGUGACUGAGCAGUUGAUUGAGGCCAUCAACAAUGGAGAUUUUGAGGCUUAUACGAAGAUUUGUGACCCUGGCCUGACCUCCUUUGAACCGGAGGCUUUGGGGAAUCUGGUGGAGGGAACGGAUUUCCACAGGUUCUACUUUGAGAACUCUCUUUCCAAAAGCCACAGGCGUACUAUCCACACAAUCCUGUUGAAUCCUCACGUGCACCUGAUUGGAGAGGAUGCUGCCUGCAUAGCUUACAUCAGGCUCACUCAGUACAUAGACGCCAACAACAUGCCUCGUACAAUGCAGUCAGAGGAGACCCGUGUGUGGCAUCGCCGUGACAGCAAGUGGCAGAACAUUCACUUCCACCGCUCCGGCUCACCAACUGUGCCCACCAAUUAAUGAGGCCUCAAAUGAAGACACUUCAUAUUAGAUGAGCUUCAGUCCUGCCCACCAAGUGUGUCCUACACCCAAACCCCAUCCGUCACACUCUACCUUACGAGUCUUGUUUACAUAUCGUCACUGCUGGACGGAGGUGGAGAAUAAUUAUCAUUUUGUAUCAGGAUGUGUGUGUAUGCGUGUGUUUGUGUGUGUGUGCACUGAGUACUAUUCACAAGUUUUUCUCAUAAGACAUUAAGUCUUUUCUCUUUUUUAAAUGUUCAGAUUUUCUAUGGUGAAAAAAAAAUAGGGUGUCAGUUUUGUUGCUGUAUUAAUCUAUAUUAGGGUGAAAGGAAAUGUUUAAUCUCUGUAAUCACGAUUACAAUGAAAGGUUAGUAAGUAAUAAUGUGGUACACCAACGCUAGAGCGCAUGCGUCUAAAAGGGUCAUAUUAAAGUAAUCUAAGUGCGAUAUCUGUCAGUGGCACCUCAAGGAUAUGGCUAACAGUGUAUUUCAGUCACUUCAGUUUCGUUGACAUCAGUGCUUUUCUAUAUUUCUAGUUUCAAGUGCAAUAUGCCAGAAAAAAAAUAAUUCUGAUCAGACGAAAUGAUUUGCUUUUGUUUUUGGUGAUGUAUAAGCGUUUGGUGAAGUUGUGAAGUGCUAUUCCUGCUUUAUCCUUUAGAGUGUUGACAGUUUACCGUGAUCUUAGUUUACAAGCUUCGUUCUGUUCCGUUUGCUAGGGUUCUAGUGGGUUUAGCAUCAGUGAUGUGUGAAACUGAUGAAAGGAACGCAUUAGCGUAUAGUUUCUACUUUUAUUCUAUUUUAUUCUGUGUAUGUGUUCGCCAGUACUUUAUCACACGAACACCGUAGAAAAACAGAUAUUUGUUAUAAAGAAUGUAACAGACUUAUGUACUCUACCAAACUGUUCAAUCAUGAUUUUAUUUCAUUCAUGUAUUGUGAGUUUUAUGGAUUUGUUUAGAUUUUUUUUAUAUCGUGUACUAUCACUCAUGCGGUAUUCUCGAAAAUUCCUCUUUCUCUGUAAUUUCAGUCUUUGAUCAGUUAACUUAGGCUGCAUGCAUAUUAGCUCAUGAUCAUUUUUCCUUCUGCAGUUCUUUCUCAGUAUCAUCUUCAUCUUGUGGUAUUUUUAUGUAGGGUCAAACAGAAUAAAAAAUGUUUAUGCUUUAUUAUCUGGGCAUGUCCAUUUAAAACAGCGCUUCAGUUAUUAGACUAAACUGGCUUCAGAAUACUUACAAUGUUGCAGCUGCGGUCAACGCAAAAGUGAAUUACUAAUAGUGCUGAAAAGUGCACAAACAAGGAUCAUUUAGGAGCAUUUUAGAGAGAUUAACACAGUUUAUUUGCAGAUUAGCUCAUAUGAACUAUCUGACUUGUGUAUCACAGUUUCAAAUCAUUUUCUCCUCUGCUUGGUUCAACUUAACAAGGAAAAGUGAACUGAAUUCUGCUUUUUCAAUGUUGAAUUUAGGAAUCAGUUUCCAUCUUAAAAACAUGGAUUAUAGACGAAUUUAGCCUGUUGUAUUUUCUUUUCUUUAGAUGUUUUAUAAGCCCCAAGCCAUUCCCAUCUUAUAUCGCUGUGACUUCGAACUAAGAAAUAAAUCCAAAUUAUACAAACUUGUAUAAAAAGUGAGAGUAUAAAUAUUCUAACAUUAAGAGGACAUAUCAAUAAAGAAAUAUCAAUUAAA
Messenger RNA from Pygocentrus nattereri (red-bellied piranha), 3443 nucleotides. It is a transcript of the gene camk2d1, whose product is annotated as calcium/calmodulin-dependent protein kinase (CaM kinase) II delta 1. Bases 230 to 1771 code for a protein of 513 amino acids. Gene Ontology annotation, molecular function: calcium/calmodulin-dependent protein kinase activity; ATP binding; calmodulin binding. The transcript is spliced from 20 exons. Lineage: Eukaryota; Metazoa; Chordata; Actinopteri; Characiformes; Serrasalmidae. Gene Ontology annotation, cellular component: cytoplasm; neuron projection. Gene Ontology annotation, biological process: protein phosphorylation. The record is from RefSeq and is a predicted model, not a curated record.